This is a messenger RNA of Phycodurus eques (leafy seadragon), 5036 nucleotides long. RefSeq names its product transmembrane O-mannosyltransferase targeting cadherins 3 (gene tmtc3). The coding region runs from base 275 to 2998 and encodes 907 amino acids. The transcript is spliced from 16 exons. Gene Ontology annotation, biological process: protein O-linked glycosylation via mannose. The record is from RefSeq and is a predicted model, not a curated record. Lineage: Eukaryota; Metazoa; Chordata; Actinopteri; Syngnathiformes; Syngnathidae. Gene Ontology annotation, cellular component: endoplasmic reticulum. Gene Ontology annotation, molecular function: mannosyltransferase activity; protein binding.
UGCCAGUAUGCACGGAAUUAGGUAUAAUCCUCUUAAGGUGCUCAGCCAAUCACAAUACGGCAAUGAUUACUCAGCCCCAAGAGUUGUUGCUGGAAGUAAACUCACUGAAGCGUUGCAUCGGAAGAUAACCCCACUCAUAAAUGAACAAAGGGCCCCAAAAAGGGCCUUUAAUGGCUCGGAGGCUGCAGCACAUCUCGCAACAAGCCCAACCAACCAUCAUUUGGAUGAAGUAAAGUUAAUAAAAAGCAGCAAUCCAUGACGGCGUUGUUGCGCCAUGACUGCCCUGUCAUUGAAAGAGGCACUGCUGCUGACCAGCUUGGUUGUGGCGUGCUACUGGAACAGCCUCUCGUGUGGCUUCGUGUUUGACGACGUCUCGGCCAUCCUCGACAACAAGGACCUACGGCCCACCACGCCGUUGAGGAGCCUCUUCCUCAACGACUUCUGGGGUACGCCCAUGGCUGAGGAGCGCAGCCACAAGUCCUAUCGGCCGCUGACGGUGCUCACCUUUCGCCUCAACUACCUGCUAAGCGAGCUGAGCCCGGCCUCCUACCAUCUCCUCAAUGUGGCCCUACACGCCGUUGCCUGCUUGCUUUUCCUGCGCGUGUGCCGCCUUUUCCUGGACCGUACCUCUGGCCUGGUGGCGGCGCUGCUCUUCGCCGUCCACCCCAUCCACACGGAAGCCGUGACUGGUGUGGUCGGCAGAGCUGAACUCCUGUCGUCAAUCUUCCUCCUGGCUGCAUUCCUGGCCUAUACCAAAUCAACAGGCGCCGACCACUCCAUAGUGUGGGCUCCCAUUGCUGUGACUGUCGUACUGGUGGCGGCAGCGACGCUGUGCAAAGAGCAAGGAAUCACUGUGGUUGGUGUCUGCUGCGUCUACGAGGUGUUUGUGGCGCAAGGGUUCACCUUACCCAUGUUGCUGGACACGCUGCGGCAGGCUUUGCGGGGCAAGGGCGCCUUCCCGUACGCUGUCCUCCAGAUGCUGCUGAAGCUCAUCGUGCUGGUCAUCAGCACGCUGCUACUCGUCAUCGUGCGCGUCCAGGUCAUCCAAUCGCAGCUGCCCGUCUUCACCAGAUUCGACAACCCGGCGGCUGUCAGCCCGACGCCAACCCGCCAGCUGACCUUCAACUAUCUGCUGCCCGUCAACGCCUGGCUGCUGCUCAACCCGUCAGAGUUGUGCUGCGACUGGACCAUGGGCACCAUCCCCUUGGUGGAGUCUGCCCUGGACCAGCGCAACUUGGCCACGCUGCUCUUCUACGUCCUUCUGGGCCUGCUGGCGUACCACAGCAUUACCUGCUCACGCAGCUCCUCCAAGACGGUAGUCAUGGCCUUGUCUCUGAUCGUCCUGCCCUUCAUUCCCGCGUCCAACCUGUUCUUCCCGGUGGGGUUCGUUGUCGCUGAGCGGGUCCUGUACGUACCCAGCAUGGGAUUCUGCGUGUUGGUCGCGCACGGAUUCAAGGUGGUCUCGUACAAAGGGUACCUGAGGAAGAUUUCAUGGCUGAUGAUUGGCGUGCUGCUGACCACACACGCCAUCAAGACCUUCAACAGGAAUUGGGACUGGGAGUCAGAAUAUACGUUGUUCAUGUCUGCUCUGAAGGUAAACAAGAACAACGCCAAGCUGUGGAACAAUGUUGGCCAUGCGCUGGAGAACCAGAACAAUUACGCCAGAGCGCUGCAGUAUUUUCUGCAGGCCACCUCUGUGCAGCCAGAUGAUAUCGGCGCCCACAUGAAUGUUGGGAGAACCUACAAGAACAUGAAUAAAUCCAAAGAGGCCGAAGAUGCCUAUUUAGUUGCAAAGUCCCUUAUGCCACAGAUUAUUCCCGGUAAAAAGUAUGCUACGCGCGUAGCCCCCAACCAUCUCAACGUGUACAUCAAUUUAGCCAAUCUAAUCCGCGCCAAUGAGUCUCGGCUGGAGGAAGCUGACCAGCUUUAUCGACAAGCCAUCAGCAUGAGGCCCGACUUCAAGCAGGCGUACAUCAGCAGAGGGGAGCUGCUGUUGAAAAUGAACAAGCUGACUGAGGCACGCGACGCAUACCUGCGCGCCCUAGAGCUAGACCGUGCCAAUGCCGACCUGUGGUACAACCUGGCCAUUGUACACAUCGAGAUGAAGGAGCCGUCAGAGGCACUGCGCAACUUUGAGCAGGCGCUGCAGCUCAGUCCGCGUCACAAACUGGCGCUUUUUAACUCAGCCCUCCUCAUGCAGGAGUCAGGUGAGCCCAAGUUCUGGCCCGAGGCCAACCGCCGCUUCCUGGCCUACGUGGAGGAGGAGCCGGAUGACGCAAACGGCUACUUCAACCUUGGCAUGCUGGCCAUGGACGCGGAGGAUAACGCGGUGGCCGAGCGCUGGAUGCACAAGGCCAUCGCGCUGCAGUCGGGCUUCCGCUCGGCGCUUUUCAAUCUGGCGCUGCUCUACUCGCAGUCGCGCCGCGAGCUGGACGCGUUGCCCGUGCUGGACGAGCUGCUGCGCCACCACCCGGAGCACAUCAAGGGCCUCAUCCUCAAGGGCGAUAUCCUCAUGAAUCACAAAAAGGACACAGCUGGCGCCAAGAGCUGCUUCCAGCGCAUUCUGCAGAUGGACCCGGGCAACGUGCAGGGGAAGCACAACCUGUGCGUGGUCUACUUCGAGGAGCGGGACCUGCCCCGGGCCGAGCGAUGCCUGGAAGAGACUCUGGCGCUGGCACCGCAUGAGGAGUACGUGCGACGCCAUCUUAACAUUGUCAGGGGUAAGAUGGCGGCCAUGAGCGCGGCCGGGCAGUCCCUAGUGGAGGAGGAGAAGCCGGCAACCGAGGAGGAGGAAAGGCGGAGUCCCCGCGGCAAGAAGAAUGCGAGGAAAUCCUCCGCUGAAACCGACCGAUCGGAGCUGGAUGCCGGCCAGCCCGACAGACGGACUGCGGCCAAGUCCGUCGACCACGAGAGUGAUAUCGAGCAGAAGCGCGCCGCUGCCUUGAAGAGGCUGGAGGAGAUUGAGCGCAUUUUAAGCGAUACAGUAAAAUCCCGUUAGUCGCGGGAGAAAGGGACUGAGUCCUGCCGUGAAAAGCGAAAACUGCAAGUAAUUGACAUCCCUGUCCCCAAAUGUUGACAAUUGCCUAUAUUAAUCGUUUUAGCCAUAAAUAUGCCACAAGCUAUGAUGCCACAAGACUUAAAAUACCAUUUUAAACUCAUCUUUUGAAACUCACAUUACUCUUAAUAAUAAAUGAUUUAAAAAAAAAUGCAACAGAAGUGCAUGUGUCCGUGCACAUGCGGUGAAGACUCUUCGUAACUUUCCUGAUAUACAUAUCCUAGUUUCUCAGUCAAUAUCUUAUCACUUGAACAGACUUCCUUUACACCAACUACUACUUUCCUAUCAGUCAAGACUUGGGAGCCUUCUUGUGACAUGUUCGAGUGCAAAAUGAUGAGUUUUCAGCAGUUAACUGUUGAUUGGUUCCACAGAAAAAAAUGGGAAUAGGUCAAUUUGUGAGUAGCGAACUGCAAAUACAGAAAGGUUCACUUGAAUCAAAAAGGGAAACUUGAACGUUGUCAAGUAAAAGCACAGAUUGAUGCUUUUGCAUCUAUUUGAGGGCCAUUUUGUGAGAAAAUGCAUGGAAUGUGUGCACACAACUACUAAAGCUGGGGUGCAGCUCUUACCGCUAUACAUAUAGGCCAUGGGUGGCACCUGUAGAUCUCGUCAAGGUGGGACCUUCGUCACACCUGACCUUGGUGCUGACUUAAUUACUUUUGUUUCAUUGCACGUCAUUAAACUUCACUGCCAUGCUUCGCCCACAUGCAGAGAUGAAACAUGUUUUGUCCAUCUCUUUAGUAUGUGGCUCAAAUUAAGUAGCAGUCGACAAAACCUCUAGGACAAGUUCCCUUGGAAAUGGCUAAAAUGGCCUCUUCAAACCACAAUGACAAGCUUCCUGCAUGUUUUCGGGUAUUGGGUUGAGGCUUUUUGGUGGUCCUAUUAAUUUAAUGAUAGACACGCCUAACAAAUGUCAUGUUGCUAAAUGGAAUUGGCUUUGUGGUUUGAAUUUUCAGAGACGUCUGGAGUACACUACUGAACCAACAGUGAAUCAUGAAACUUUGCUGCCAUGCUCCACCCACAAGCAUUGUUGAAAACUCACUCUUUACAACUUAGCAUUGUCCAGCUGUCUAGUAUAAAUUUGGCAGCGAUCAACCUAAACCUCUCGGGCAAGUUUGUUUGUGAAGGACCACACAAAAAAUAAUUGAAAACGAUCUAAAAAGGCUGCUUCAAAACCAAAAUGGCAGACCAUUUGUCUUUUUGGGCAUGGCCUUUUGAGUCCUUUCUGUGUUCGUGCUCAGUUAAACUGGCUUUUGGGGGGAGGCGGUGGGGGGAAUUUUCCAAACGUUCUGGGAUCGCUCCUUGAAAUGGACAAAUUUGCUCCUUGCUGCAACAUGUUUGCAUAAAGGUGUCAGCGUUAGGUGGUGAAGAAGAAGCACAAGUUGGUCGUUAACCACUAGAUGUUGUUUUGUAGCCGUGUGACCCACUUUCUCCACACGCACACACUAAGUGGGAGCACAAUUACAGGAAGUGACCACGAGGAUGAUGACGAUGAAAGCCUCCCCCUGAAUUGGAGCAAAACAUCCUCCGUCUUAUCACUGCCCGCUAAUCUGUAUUGAUCUCCUCCCGCCCCGUUUCCUGCCUUCCCGUCGGUGCCAUUAGCGCUAUUGUUGCUGCCCGUGCUAGGCUAACACGCUAAUGUGACGGCCAUGUCACCCACCUCCCCCACACCCCACAGUGCAAUUAAUUGUAAAAUAAAUAAAUACAAAUGUAUAUGCGACACUGCUGGCUAAUUAACAGCCCUAAAAGUGUUACAAGAUUGUAUAUCCAUUAUUUAUUGUUGUUUUUGUAUGCAAACUGUGACUACACUCGUUAUCCCCCCACUCCGACCCCUGCUUUCACUUGUGCAAAAUGACUGUCAGUGUUAAAACAGAAGGGACAGACAUUUUUUUCCCAUUGUUUUAUGUCUGCAGAGUGACUCAAUUUUAUUUCUUAUUUUUCAUGUUUUAUUUUUGUGGUUAAAUAAAAUGGGAUGACAACUCAA